Molecule: messenger RNA, 1650 nt
Organism: Zygosaccharomyces rouxii
Lineage: Eukaryota; Fungi; Ascomycota; Saccharomycetes; Saccharomycetales; Saccharomycetaceae
Gene: ATP1
Product: F1F0 ATP synthase subunit alpha
Exons: 1
Coding region: 1-1650 (549 amino acids)
Biological process (GO): proton motive force-driven ATP synthesis; proton transmembrane transport
Molecular function (GO): ADP binding; ATP binding; proton-transporting ATP synthase activity, rotational mechanism
Source: RefSeq, a predicted model, not a curated record
AUGUUGUCACGUACUGCAGUUCGUAACGUUGCUAGAUUUGCUGCCGGUAACGUAGCAAGAGCCUCUAGAGUUGCAUCCGUCGCUAGACCUGCAACCAUCAUUGCUGGUAGAAGAUACGCAUCUGCCAAGGCUCAACCAACUGAAGUUUCUUCUAUCUUGGAAGAAAGAAUCAGAGGUAUCUCCGGCGAAGCCGAUUUGAACGAAACCGGUAGAGUUUUGUCCAUCGGUGAUGGUAUCGCCCGUGUUUACGGUUUGAACAACUUGCAAGCCGAAGAAUUGGUCGAAUUUUCUUCAGGUGUUAAGGGUAUGGCUUUGAACUUGGAACCAAACCAAGUCGGUGUUGUGUUGUUCGGUUCCGAUAGAUUGGUCAAAGAAGGUGAAUUGGUCAAGAGAACCGGUAGAAUUGUCGACGUUCCAGUCGGUCCAGGUCUAUUGGGUCGUGUCGUUGACGCCUUGGGUAACCCAAUUGACGGUAAGGGACCAAUUGACUCUGUUGGCCGUGUUCUUGCUGAAGUUAAGGCCCCAGGUAUUUUGCCAAGAAGAUCCGUCCACCAGCCAGUUCAAACCGGUUUGAAGGCCGUUGACGGUUUGGUCCCUGUCGGUAGAGGUCAAAGAGAAUUGAUUAUCGGUGACCGUCAAACCGGUAAGACCGCAGUUGCUCUAGAUGCCAUUUUGAACCAAAAGAAAUGGAAUAGCACUGUUCCUGAAAGUGAAAAAUUGUACUGUGUUUACGUGGCUGUCGGUCAAAAGAGAUCCACUGUUGCACAAUUGGUCCAGAACUUGGAACAAAACGGUGCUCUAGAAUACUCCGUGAUUGUUUCCGCUACUGCUUCUGAAGCCGCCCCAUUGCAAUACUUGGCUCCAUUCACCGGUGCUUCCAUUGGUGAAUGGUUCAGAGAUAACGGUAGACACGCUUUGAUCUGUUACGAUGACUUGUCCAAGCAAGCUGUCGCUUACCGUCAAUUGUCCUUGUUGUUGAGACGUCCUCCUGGUCGUGAAGCUUACCCAGGUGAUGUUUUCUACUUACACUCUAGAUUGUUAGAAAGAGCUGCUAAACUAAACGAAAACCACGGUGCAGGUUCUCUAACAGCUUUGCCGGUUAUUGAAACUCAAGGUGGUGAUAUCUCCGCUUAUAUUCCAACUAACGUUAUCUCCAUUACUGAUGGUCAAAUUUUCUUGGAAGCUGAAUUGUUCUACAAAGGUAUCAGACCAGCUAUCAACGUCGGUAUGUCUGUGUCUCGUGUCGGUUCUGCUGCCCAAGUUAAAGCUUUGAAACAAGUUGCAGGUUCUUUGAAAUUGUUUUUGGCUCAAUACAGAGAAGUUGCUGCAUUCGCCCAAUUCGGUUCCGAUUUGGACCCAUCCACUAAACAAACCUUGGUUAGAGGUGAAAGAUUGACCCAAUUGUUGAAACAAGCUCAAUACGCUCCAUUGGGUGUCGAAGAAAUGGUUCUAGUCAUCUACGCUGGUACCAACGGUUACAUCGAUAACGUUGAAGUCAACAGAGUCAACGAAUUCGAACAGGCUUUCUUGUCCUUCGUCAAGACCAACCACAACGAUCUUUUGACUUCCAUCAGAGAAAGAGGUGAAUUGGAUGACGAACUGUUGGCUAAGAUGAAGUCCGUCACCGAAUCCUUCGUCGCCACUUUUUAA